Molecule: messenger RNA, 1662 nt
Organism: Phyllostomus hastatus (greater spear-nosed bat)
Lineage: Eukaryota; Metazoa; Chordata; Mammalia; Chiroptera; Phyllostomidae
Gene: CFP
Product: complement factor properdin
Exons: 9
Coding region: 188-1600 (470 amino acids)
Source: RefSeq, a predicted model, not a curated record
GAGAAGGUGGCACAGGGGCAGAAGCAACAAGAAGGGAGAGGUGGGAGCUGUAAAGACCUGCCCUCCCCACCACUGCUGCUCUUUGCCCUCUCAGUUCCUCCUGCCCCUGGUUCCUCUUUCCCACUGACUCCCAGAGCAGGUCAGCUCACAUAAAGCCAGGCGGGGCUGCAGGAGUGCAGUGCUCAACAUGCCUACCUUAGCACAGGCCUUUUGGUCACUGCUUCUGUGGCCACCACUGCUGCUGCUACUCACCCUGCCAGCCACAGGCUCAGACCCUGUACUCUGCUUCAGCCAGUAUGAGGAAUCUUCAGGGAAGUGUAAGGACUUCCUGGGGGAACAUGUCCGUGAGGAAGACUGCUGUCUCAACCCUAACUAUGCCUUCCAGGAGCCUGACAGUAAGCUCUGUCAGGCAUGCAGGCCCCCACGAUGGUCAGUGUGGUCCAGUUGGACUCCCUGCUCAGUGAGCUGCACUGAGGGCUCCCAGCUGCGGCACCGGCGCUGCAUAGGCUGGGGCGGACAAUGCCCUGAGAAGGUGCAGCCUGGGACCCUCGAGUGGCAGCUGCAGGCCUGUGAGGACAAGCCAUGUUGUCCCGAGAUAGGCGGCUGGUCCGACUGGGGAGCCUGGGCACCUUGCUCUGUCACCUGUUCCAAAGGGACCCGGACUCGCCGUCGAACAUGUGAUCAGCCAGCCCCCAAGUGUGGGGGCCAAUGCCCAGGAGACGCACAGGAGUCAGAGGACUGUGAUACGAAGCAGAUCUGCCCCACACAUGGGGCCUGGGCUGCUUGGGGCCCUUGGGGCCCUUGCUCAGGCUCCUGCCAUGGUGGACCCAACAUGCCUGUGGAAAGACGAAGUCGCACAUGUUCUGCACCUGAGCCCUCCACGAAGCCCCCUGGGAAGCCAUGUCCAGGGUCAGCCUAUGAGCAGCGGGCUUGCAGCGGCCUGCCACCCUGCCCAGUGGCUGGAGGCUGGGGGCCAUGGGGCCCUGUGAGCCCCUGCCCGGUGACCUGUGGCCUUGGCAAGACCACAGAACAACGGACAUGUGAUCACCCUGUGCCCCAGCAUGGCGGCCCCUUCUGUGCUGGUGAAGCUACCCGGACCCACAUCUGCAACACGGCUGUGCCCUGCCCUGUAAAUGGAGAGUGGGGGACAUGGGAGGAAUGGAGCACCUGUAUCCGCCCAAAGAUGCAACGCAUCAGCUGUCAGGAGAUCCCAGGCCAGCAGACACGCUCAAGGAGCUGCAAGGGCCGCAAAUUUAAUGGACAUCGAUGUCCUGGGGAACAACAGGAUAUCCGGCACUGCUACAACAUCCAGCGCUGCUCCUGGGAAGGCUCAUGGUCAGAGUGGAGUACCUGGGGGCUGUGCACGCCCCCAUGUGGACCCAACCCCACCCGCAGUCGCCAGCGCCUCUGCAAGGCCCAUCUCCCCAACUUCUCGCCCACUGUUACCAUCGUUGAAGGUCAAGGAAAGAAGAAUGUGACCUUCUGGGGGAAACCAUCAUCAGUGUGUGAGAUGCUACAGGGGCAGAAGGUGGUAGUGGAAGAGAAACGUCCAUGUCUACACGCACCUGUCUGCAAAGACCCUGAGGAUGAGGAGCUCUAACACCUCUGUUCCAUUCUGACACCCUAACCUCCCAGUCCUCAAUAAAGCAGCCUCUUCCCCAA